Molecule: messenger RNA, 6504 nt
Organism: Spirodela intermedia
Lineage: Eukaryota; Viridiplantae; Streptophyta; Magnoliopsida; Alismatales; Araceae
Source: the annotation of a GenBank genome assembly
AUGUUUACCCAGACGAUGAUGGAUCCGGAACUGAUGAGGAUCGCGCAGGAGCAGAUGAGCCGGAUCCCCCCACAGGAGCUGGCCAAGAUUCAGCAGCAGGUUUGAGUCCUUUCGUUCUCUCUCCCUUCUCUAUGUUUCCCCGGUGGGAUCGUGGACUAUUUCUUUGUCAAAUAUCUGCAGGGGAACUUGAUUUCUGUUAAUGACGACGUUCCAGAAUGUUGUUUCUGAAUUUGCGCAAGGGUUUUGGUUUCUCUCUUCUUCGAUCGAGAGGCCCUUUCUACUAUUUGCUCUAGGGUUCGGACGGAACGAGCAAACAGAAAUUGAUAGGUUUUCUGCUUUGUAACCUCUGCUAUUUGCUUGUGUUUCUCAUAGAAUUGUAUCUCUUAGGGAGGCAUUUCGUCAGAGGGAUUCCAAAUUCAGACGCCCCCUUCCCUAAUUAUAAAUGGGUAUUCUAUUCAAGGGGAUCAGAAUCAACUCGAAUUUCUGGGCGCUUGUUAAAAUGCAUGUGCAAAAAAUGGUGAUGAUUUCGAUAUCAACCUUUACAAUUAUCUUGCUGAAAUUAGCCAAAAGAUGCCGACUGCAAUGAUUUUUUCCAACUUUUACUGGCCUUAACUAAGACACUAGUUUACUGAUAACUUAUGGGAACCUUCAAUAAAAGUAGUUAAAAUCUAUUCCUUAGAUAAAGAGGGAAAGGAAAAUGAAAUUAAGUAAGAAAAUAAGGAAAAUGAAACCACAUCUCUCAGAAAUACAUUUACUACUGUGUGGAAAGGACUAGGUCAUGUUCAGAAGUAUGCACAGUACUACGACAACUGUGGAGGGUAUAAGGCGAGGUUAACAGAGGAGCUGGGCAGAGAAAGAGAAUAACAAUGUAUGGUAGCUCAUCCUUAGUUAGAUUCUAAACAAUCUAUAGUGGUCGGAACAAUCACAUAUUCUAGUGUGACAGCUGCUUAUCGAAUAGAUGUUUUUCUCCUCUUUCUUCCAACGAGGGAAAAAGAGUGAGCACGUUAGUUUUGUAAGGUUUUUUUCAACACCUUCAAAUUCCUCGAAAUGGACAACUCCCUCGUGUUUUUUAAUGUUGGGAGAAACUAUCUCCGAACUUGCACUCUGUGACCUAGAUCUUUUUGGUUUGGACGCUACUUUAUAAUAGAAAAUGAAAAUUUUCUUUUGACCUUUAUUGGAUUCCGUUAUGUUUUUUUCAAAAAUACAAAUUUUCCUCUACUUACUGUCUAAUGGUUGAUGUGAGAGUGUGGCAAGUGGCCUCUGUUUCUUCUCCGACCAAACAUAACCAGCAAGGAUUGGCCAAGUCCCUGGGAAGAGGAAUCAAGUAAAUCUGUCACAGAAAAAUGUGACGCAAUUUGAUUCUAUGCUGUACAUGUUUUUUGAGAAAAUUGAUUCUUUUUUAAAUCUACAUUUUCUUUAUUCCAGGAUGCAAUUUAGGAUCCUUUCCUAUUCGAUAUUUUGGAUGACCACUUUCUAUAGGUGUAGUGCAUGGUAUUAACUGGGUAAAAUGUUUACAGAGAAUAGGAAAUUUGGUAGUAGGAUGGAAAUAAAAGCUACUUUGCUACGGGGGGAGGUUAGUUUUAUACCACGCUAUUUUGUUAGACCUUAUUCAAGAGUCCAAGAAGCAUAUGGUUAACAGGAUAGAAGUAAAAGUUGAAAGAUUCAUCUGAUAUGGCAGGCAAUGAUAUGCUAUCAAACAAGAAAGGAUAUGGAAACCCAAAUUGGACGAAGCCUGAUUCUUAAAAAGAGAACUCCCCGCCCAAACUCUUCUUAAGACCACCAAUCCCACUCGAAUCAAUUCUGUAUUUGACAUCAUGAGCAUAAAAGACAGAAUUUGUUAUUAAGCGACUGGGAAACAUGAAGUAAAAAAGGGGGUCAUGGAUCGAAGCGAUUACUCAAGAGAAACACUAGAGAAGCAUCAUGUUGAACUUUCGUGUACUUUGCACGAGGUCUCGAGGAUGGGGAGUAAGGAAUUUCAGUACUGGAGGAGUAACUUUGUACAGAGCUUAUAAUCUUGCAACUUCAUGCAAUGUGUCAUAUUUCCCUUCAUAACCACUUUAUGAAACCUCAGAUAGAGAACUUGGGAGCAGAUACUACAUUUAAUUGCCUCAGAUUGACAACCUUGUACCCUUAUCACUAAACUAGGUUAAAAGUGAUGGUUUUCGAAUGCAGGAGUUGUCCAAUAAACUUGUGGUUCUGAAAUGAUUCAAAUAGUAAUGAUAAUUAUCUGAUUAAUUUGGCCGAUUUCUUGAUGUCUUUAAGUUUGAAGAAAACGCCAUGUGAGAGGCAGUAUUUACUGAUUGAUUGUGACAUGAAACUAUCCUUUAAAUGGUUUCCAUGCUUUAUAGAUUCUGCUUAUUCUGAUAUGGAAGUAGGAAGAUUCUAUUUUCUUCUUCAUCUCGCCACCUCGUGUUAUUUCAAGCGACUUGGGUGACUCUUGCUUCUUUCUGCUGUUUUUGGCUUCUGCUUGAAUUUUUUUAUGGUCUUUAUUGUUCAAUUGUGUUAACCUGGUUUACAGAUGAUGUCGAAUCCCGAGCUAAUUAAACUAGCAACAGAAAGUAUGAAAAAUUUGAAACCAGAAGACAUGAGGACUGCUGCAGAACAGCUAAAGCAUACACCGGUUGAAGACAUGGUUGACAUUGGAGAAAAGAUGGCUAAGGCUACACCGGAGGAGCUUGCAGCUAUGCAUGCCCAUGCAGAUUCUCAGAUUUCCUACAAAUUGAGUGCAGCAGAGAUGUUGAAAAAACAGGUAUUGUCAUCUUUUUCUGAUGCUGAAGUUGAUACAAUAAAAUGUUAUCUGCUUAAAAUCAGUAUUAGAGUACUCUCAUUUAUGGGAAUUGGACAGAGUUUUCCUACUUUACGUUUUGAGAGAAGGUUGGUUAUUUCUCAUUUACGUUGAAAAUUGAAAUUUCUAUUUGAUUUUAGGUUUCAUUUAUGCCCUUUUACGUUUGUUUUGACAAAAAACUUGCUUUUCCUAUUUUCUCGCUCAACAAAAUUGAUUUACCUUCUCUCUACAGCGUCUUUUAAUGAUAAUAGUAGGGGUUUUGAUGAUUUUCUCAAAUGCAAUAUAUGUAUAAGCAGUUAUACCACUUUUGUCCAACCUAGGAUCAAUGUAGAUAAAAUUUAGCCUAACUAAUCCUUAAGUAUAGACUGUAACUGCUAUUAAAAAUGAUUGUAGAAUCUGCUGGAGAUGCAAGCACUAAAUCACUGUUCCACAAGUAUUUUCCAAUGAUAUCCUGUGGGUUUAUACUUCAGCUUUUUUAAGUUGGUGACUCUGAAAUAUAAUGUGAUGUCCUGUCACUAGCCAUCCAAAUGCACCUUGAUCUUAUUUGAUGGAUGAGAAGGGUGAUAUUUACAUUUUCAUAAAUGACAAAAGAAAAUGAUGAAUCAUGCACUUGAGUCUUAAGGAAUAGAGAAAAUGUUUUGAUGAGAAAAGGUUUGUCUAUAAAAUAGAUUGCAUCAUUUUAGUUUUUUUAACUUCGUUGUUGAAUGUAUGGACUAUUUAAAAAGUGCUAAGGUUUUCACUCUCCUUUUAUUUCAACAGGGGAACAACCUUCACAACUCCGGAAAUUUUCAUGAUGCUGCUCAGAAGUAUAUUCUUGUACGUGGGGACUUACAGCAUGUUAAAACAUUUUUACAUUUUAUCAUUUUAUGACUCAACUAAUGCUGUUCACCAAUGUUCAUUUUUAGGCGAAAAACAACUUGAAAGAUAUUCCUGCGUUCAAAUGUAGAACUCUUCUAUCGCAAUGCUCUGUUAAUUUAAUGUCAUGCUAUUUGAAAAUGGGCCUGUUGAAGGAGUGCAUUAAGGAAGGAUCCGAAGUAAGAAUCACCUUACUUUCUGUGGAUUAUGUUUCGAAUUUUUUUUUCCACUUUCUUGCUAUCUUAAAUGCGUCUUUGUGCCAAUGUCAAGUUAGCUUGUGUAGCAGAUGUGGUGUGUUACUAUGAUGGCUGAUUACCCUUUUUUGCUAGGUGUUGUCAUAUGAUUCAAGGAAUGUUAAAGCUCUUUAUCGCAGAGGUCAAGCAUACAAAGAAAUUGGAAAUUUCGAGGUGAAAUAUCCUUCUUUAAUCCCUUCGCAUGAACUUAGCUAAUGAUCGUUAAUUUUAGUUGCAAGAAAAAGUAUGCUCAAUGAAUUGUAUUUUCCUGAUUUUUUUCUCAGCUUUGAAUAUUUGAAAAUCGUAGUGGUUCCAUUAUCUUUGUAGGCAGCUGUCUCUGACUUGAGAAAGGCUCAUGAAGUUUCACCUGAUGAUGAAACCAUUUCAGAUGUCUUGAGGUAUGAAAUUUUCUUCUGUGGAACGUUGACUGGUAAUCAUCUAGAGAGGAGGACCAAUGGAGCAAAUUCAGAUGUGUAUUGUUAAUGGAGGCUUUUGAAUUGCAGAGCUGCCAAUGAAAAAUUCAAGGAAAAAGCUGCAGAUAGGACAGUGUCAGGAGGUUUGUUCUCGGUCAUCACACUACUUUCUUGUAAAAGGAACUAUUAUCCAUCAAAGGGUAAAAAGGUAUGCUCUGUCAAUUGAGUAGGUGUUGUCAUUGAAGAGUUGGUGGAAGAGGACGACCAGGCUGCGGCAUCAGAAAACUGUAAAGGAUCUUCAUCAUCAUCUGCAGAAUGUUCUGCGUCAACACCAUUAGAAGCUAGUGGGGGCUUACGGAGGGAAGAUGUGUCUAAUAGCAUCAAGUCCUCCCCAGAGUCAGACUCCUUGAGGGGCUUACAAGCGAAUCCUGAAGCUGUCAAGUACUAACCUUGCAUGUCUUUAUUUGUCAUGUUAACUGCAUGCGAGUUAUCAUUUUAAAUUUAUAACCUUGCGUCUUUAAAUUUAUAAGAACCGCCUUGCAUUUAAAUCCUUUUUUAUAAAUGUGAGAACAACCAUGCCACUGUGACUGUGGCAUAUGUUUGCAUUUCCCACAAUUUCUUAAAUUUUACUUCUGGUCUGUGAUUUUAUUCAUGUCUCAGGUUAUUCCAGAAUUUUGUUUCAAGUGCUGAUCCGGCCUCUCUGGCCUCUUUCGGUGGUGGUCAAAUGUCUCCAGAGGUGAUUAAGACAGCCACAGGGAUGAUAAGCAAAAUGAAACCUGAUGAACUUCAGGAAAUGCUCCAAGUCGCCUCUUCCCUGAAAGGCGAUGGACCAAGAGUAGGCUCAGCUUUUCCUGAAAUGACACCUGAAAUGGUUCAGAUGGCAUCUGAUAGAAUUAGCAAGAUGUCACCAGAUGAGCUUCAAAAGAUGGUUGAAGUUGCAUCUUCAAUGAACUCUAGUUUCUCGCCUUCUCCUAUGGGUAAUUCCGAUAAUGGCAACCGUAGGGCCAAAGCUAGUUCACAUUCAUCAGCUUCCACAAAGCCUGCCACUGAGCAUGCUACUGGGGAAGAAGGUUCUAGUGGACAGUUCUCAAGCUUUUCAGAGGUUCCGGCUUCUUCAAGUCUACCAAAUUCAGCGACUGAUAUGCAAGAAAACCUGAGAAGUAUGACGAAAGAUCCAGCAAUGAGGCAGGUUGGACCUUAUUCCUUACAUGUGCUCGUUUACUAUUGUAGUGGUCUAAAUUUAUCUCUUUUGCAUUGAAGUAUUUUUAAAAAUGCAGGCACUCUAUUAUUUCCCCCCUCUUUUCCUCCUUUUUGUCUUCGAAUUCUCUCCAAAUUACUGUUUUCUAGAUUUUUUUUGUUUGGGCAUUCCCUAGUAAAUGCACUAGUUGGUCUCACUACCACCCACCUUUGUACUCUCUAUUGCUCGAACCUUGAAAGGUAGCAUACAGUGCUUUUUAUGUAUUCGAAUAUUUCCGUGUAUGCAGUGUUCUUGAAGAAUAUAAAUCUUGCAGAUGUUUACAUCUAUGAUGAAGAAUAUGAGUCCGGAAAUGAUGGCAAGUAUGAGUGAGCAGUUCGGGAUGAAGCUUUCAAAGGAGGAUGCGGCCAAAGCUCAGCAGGCUAUGUCAUCACUGUCUAUAAACGACCUGGACAGAAUGGUAAAACCGCCCUCGUACUUGUUAUUCUUUAUUUUUGAUUAACUUUAUCUCUAUUUUCUUCUGUUCGAUUUGGAAUUAUUUCGUGGUGAAUAUAAACGGGCGAUCCAUCUUUUUUCAUUUUCCCAUUUCCGACCGAAAAUUGAAAAUUCAAUAAACAAUUGUCAUUUGAGAAUUCUCCUCAAAAUUCUCUUCGCCGGAUAAUUACCGUCUAGUAGAGGUCAUUAUAGCCGUUCUCUCUUGGGAAGCUCGUGUUUGGCACAAAACGUUCUAUUUUCUUAGCGAAAUUGUGAAACCAAUUGAGGGGGGGGGGAGAGGGGGUGAGGGAGCUGAGCUCUAUGUCCUUGUAAGAGAUUCUUGCCGUGUCCAUGGUUGAGCGGUCUCCCUCGCAUUCCAGCUCACAAGUGGUUUCAUUUCAGAUGAGGUGGGCGGAGAGGGUGCAGAAGGGCGUUGAAACCGCCAAGAAGACGAAGAACUGGCUACUGGGCACGAAGGGCUUGAUCUUGGCGGUCUGCAUGCUGAUCGUCGCCUUCAUCUUUCACCAGCUCGGCUUCAUUGGGGGCUAA